Cervus elaphus (red deer) is the source of this 4021-nucleotide messenger RNA. RefSeq names its product chromosome 25 C5orf22 homolog (gene C25H5orf22). Bases 322 to 1467 code for a protein of 381 amino acids. NCBI's taxonomy places the organism in Eukaryota, Metazoa, Chordata, Mammalia, Artiodactyla, Cervidae. The transcript has 9 exons. The record is from RefSeq and is a predicted model, not a curated record.
GCGAGGACUGAGGAGGCGGCGGAGCCUGGAGGCCAGAGAGCGAACCAGAAUCCGAGCGAGUUGCAUUGCUGUGGGGAAAACACCAGGACGGCGAGCUUGGAAGAAUAGGCCUCGACAUUUAUGCGCCGCUUGUUACGAGUCCGACAACUCAGUGAACCCUUGCGGUUUGCCCAACAUCCCACGGCCAACAACUAGUGGCUUCGGGAUUCAAAUGCGGUUCUGCCCUAUAUAUAUCGGGCCAUUGGCUCAAAACAUCUUCCUGCAAGUAAUAUAAGUUUUGUGCAUUUUGAUUCACAUCCAGACCUCCUUAUUCCUGUGGAUAUGCCAGCUGACACUGUAUUUGAUAAGGAAACACUUUUCGGAGAAUUAAGUAUUGAGAAUUGGAUUAUGCCUGCAGUUUAUGCUGGCCAUUUUUCUCAUGUAAUAUGGCUUCAUCCCACAUGGGCUCAGCAAAUCAGAGAAGGCAGGCAUCAUUUUUUAGUAGGCAAAGACACUUCUACCACAACAAUCAGGGUUACAAGUACAGAUCAUUACUUCCUAAGUGAUGGCCUUUAUGUAACUGAAGACCUGCUGGAGAACCCAAAACCUUUACAGUUGGAUGUAAUUAUGGUAAAACCUUAUAAACUCUGUCACAGUCAAGGAGAAGAUGAUGUAGUGUCUUCUGCUAAGAAGCCAAAGCUAGCCCUGGAGGACUCAGAGAACACUGCCUCUACUAAUGGUGACUCUUGUUCAGAAGGACUGGAAAAGGACACAGUGACACAGAGAAGGGACCACACUUGUCUACAACCAUCAUGUUCGUGUUCUUCUGAAAGCCAAGAAUGCCAGACUGCAGUUAGCACUGGAGAGAUUCUGGAAAUUUUGGAGAAAAGGGAUGCAUUUGUUUUAGAUAUUGACUUAGAUUUUUUUUCAGUCAAGAAUCCCUUCAAAGAAAUGUUCACUCAGGAGGAGUACAAAAUCUUACAAGAGCUGUACCAAUUUAAAAAGCCUGGAAGCAACCUGACAGAGGAAGAUUUGGUAGAUUGUGUUGAUAAUCGAAUUCAUCAAUUAGAAGAUUUAGAAGCUGCUUUUGCUGAUUUGUGUGAUGGCGAUGAUGAAGAAACUGUACAGAAAUGGGCUUCAAACCCUGGAAUGGAAUUACUAGGUCCACUGGUACAGAGUUUGAAAAAACGGAUGGAAGCACCGGACUAUGAAAUGGUUCACCAGGCUGGUCUAACCUGUGAUUAUUCAGAACUCCCUCACCAUAUCAGCACAGAACAAGAAAUUGAACAUCUUAUUCAGUCUUUGCAUAAUGUUCUAAAAAAUUUACCAAAACCUACUCUAGUGACAAUUGCAAGGUCAAGUCUGGAUGAUUACUGUCCUUCUGAGCAAGUUGAAACCAUUCAAGAAAAGGUCCUCAGUGUACUACGCUCCCUCUAUGGGACUCUAGACAUUCACCUGGUGUAUUCAGCAGAGUCCACUGCAUCUUGAAGCAUCACAGCACUAGGCUUCUGUUACAGCUUGAUGUAGUAACAGGGUUUUCAUUAACUUAUUUUCAAAUGAGUCUUCCAGAGAAUACCUUAAUAUUAUUGAAUAACUUUCCAUUUAAAAUUUUUCAGGUAUUUUGAAUCUCCAAACAGAUAUCACCAGUUGUUGAAUGAUGACAAAUUUUUUUGGCAUCAAGCUUACCCCUCAGUGACGGAUCUGAUGCUCAUCUUUCUUUUUAUCUGUCACUGUCAUCUUCACUUUUGUGAUGGGUUUUUCCGCUUUUCCCCGCUUCUUAGGUCGGUUGGACUACAUGAGAUUCACUCAUUCAUUUAUUCAUUCAUUCAGCCAACUGACAUUUUUUGAACUCAUACAUGUGCUGGUCAUAAUUUAGUGCUGAAUAUAUGGUUACAAACAGAAUAGACAAGGCCCCUGCCCUCCUGGUGGACAGCUAAGAAGUGUAUUAAGGAUUGUGAGACAUGUUAUAAAGGAAAGGAGAACCACAAACAUGUUUAAGUGUACUAUUAGUACUCAGGGCAUCCUGGCCUUACAGGAAAGUAACAUUCUCAAAAGCUACUACCAAAAAAAGUAAAUAAGUAAAUAAAUUAGCCAGUCCAUGAAUAUUUCCAGGAUUUAGGAUUCUGGCCCAGCUCUUAGGGAAUGCUUUCAACAUUGUUGCUGUUAAGGAGGUCUAUUUGAGUAAAUUCAAUCAAACAAAAAACAACUUUUCUUUGCUAAUCAAUAAAAUCCCCCAGGGUUUUUAUUCCUCCAGAUGGUGAGUAUGGGAGUCAAAUAACCUUAUAGUUCCUAAGUGCCACUUUAUUGGCAGUCUUGGUUGAUAGUUUUUUCAAAUAAACUAGCUUUUUAUGUAAAUAGUAGGGAAAAACUUAAGUCCUUGAUUCUGAUAUCAUAAAUACCCAAGGAUGUAACUGCCUUCCACGAGUCUCUCCAUGAGUGAGAGAGCCUACCUAAGCUACUCUUGAUCAUGAAACUUUUCGUUUACAUAAUUUGCCAAAGUCUUCCUCUCUUCAGUAUUCCUCAUGUUCAGUAAUCAUUUUUUACCUGCCUGCUUGGUUUCCUUUAAAAAGUAGGAUGUCACUUAAAGAAAAAAACCACCCAGCCCUCACUUUUAGCACAGCAGUUAUUUUCAUUUUCGCACAUAUCUUUCAAGACUUGCACAGGUGUUUCUGUUGAGUUGCAUGUAGCUGAAAUUACAGUGUUUCCUAACUUAAUACCCAAGGUCAUGUUGCCAUUGCCACUCAGUAGAUGGCACCAGAUCCCCUUUUUCCAAUGAUUGUAUUUUACAGCAAACCUUUCUUGUCCCUAAGUUGAUUUCCCAAGACUGAUAAGUAUACAUGCUUAUUUCUGUUGUGAAAAGCAAAGCAAAGUGAUUUAGCCUUCCAUUUUGAUAGAACAUUGUAUGCCAGAAAGUGUAAUUUCCCUGUAAAAUCAGAAUUGCAAAAAGUGCUAUUUAUUUUUCAGUGUUGAAAAAAUUUUAUUACAGUUCUGUAAGUGAGGUUGCUUUUAUAAGUAAAUUAUUUUGUCUGAUAAAAUAAAUUAAAAAGUGUGUUAAGGUUUUAAAGAUUUAAAACCAAACUAUAGAACUAAUUAAUCGUAUUUGGUCUUGGGGUGUUCCUAGCAUUGAUCUUGGAAGUUUGGUUUAAUAGUCAUUUAUUAUGGGUCCCAUGAACUCAGAUGACGUUCAUCAUUGUUUUUAACUCAGGUAGAAUGAAAGGGCAUCAGUUUCCUUUUUAAGAAUAUUCACAUUGUUCUCAUGCUCUGUAAUUCUCUUUGAAGAAUAAAAUUCAGUUCCUACUUGUUAAGUGGAACCAAGUUAGUAAACUAUGUCUCUGCACAUUUCAAACGGGAAGGUACUUAGUUUAUCAAGACAUCCAUCAUUUCUAUUCUAUUCUAAGUACCAAUGAGGAAUACCACAGUACAGUGCUUUGAAUUAUGUACGAAUAUCACUCAGGCAUGGGAUUUUGAGCAACUUUUUGAAAAAUGCGACUUAAAUGUUAGAUUAGGCCGUAACUUUGGUAACUGACAAGUAUAUAUUUCCCAGUAUCUAGGGGGAAAUUUUUUUGUAGGCGUCUUAUCAUUGUCUUAUAGGUUCCCAGGAAACUCUUAGUCAAAGGCCUUCACUCUUUAUAUGAUGUCCUCUCCAUAUCUUCAUUUUAGUAGUAGUGGCCCCAGAUUGCUGACAGUAUGUGCAUCACACUGCAAAUAGUUUAUAGUAUAUUUCUUAGUAUAAGAUUUCUCAUUUACCAAACUUAAUAGAAACCACUUUCAUAAAACUUACGAAAUUUUUGUUAGACAUCUUUCAGAAAUGCUCAAGAUACCUGAGGAUCAUGUGUGAAAAUACUCACUAUGGGACUGUUCUGUACCACCUGGUCAUCCUGCAUUGCUGCACUCUCUUAAAAUGCUUGUUUGUGAACUAACUGGUCCUGGACCACCUCUGGCUUUGUAGAUCUAGCUGCCCUCAUGGAAUUCCAAACAUCAGUGCCUUCUUUUCCUUUAUUCUCAUUUGAGUUCAACAAAUGAAGUUAAGAGUGACUACAAA